Molecule: messenger RNA, 4382 nt
Organism: Cimex lectularius (bed bug)
Lineage: Eukaryota; Metazoa; Arthropoda; Insecta; Hemiptera; Cimicidae
Exons: 25
Coding region: 243-4247 (1334 amino acids)
Cellular component (GO): cytoplasmic vesicle
Molecular function (GO): protein binding
Source: RefSeq, a predicted model, not a curated record
UAUUACCAACGGCAGACACUUGGCACGUAUCAGUGAUAGCGUUAAACCCGGGUUCAGUCGGAUUUCAACUUUUUACACGCUGGGUCUAAUGCUUGGCUAAAUCGUCCAGAGAGAACGCGUUUUCGUCCCUUGUCGGAACUACCCCUCUACCCUUGCCUUGGCGCACGUCUAGCAGCCUUCGGUGAAAUGUUUAUUGUCCGGUCGAAAUUCAAGAUUUUUCCGACAAGACAAGAUCGGCUGACAUGUUGGUAGUGCUUAUGUGCCUCAUGAUGAAGAUUUUGGAGUUUUCUUCGGGAAGUUUAAUAGACACUGAACGUCUAAUCGUUCCAAAUGCUUGCCGCAAGAAGAAGCAAAAAAGACGAAGAAAAGGCCUUGGAGUUGGACGUGGUAUGACUACAGUAGACGAGUUGUCUUUAAGCCCGGCUUCAGAUUGCAAUUCGAACAAUGUUGAUGCAAGCUACGCGAGUACAACAUCAGACGCUGAAUUCAUCCAAGACAAUUAUUGCGAUUAUCAGUGGUUUCCCGACUGUGGAUAUCGGGAAAUUCACCACCGUAGUGUUUUGUCUUCCUGCUACGAUGAAAUGGCCCGCGAUUUGGACUCACAACUUGCCCAGGUCGAUAUGGAAGACUAUUCAGCGCAGGAUAUUUUAUCCACGUUUCCUGCAAUGUGCUGCGGCGAGAUGCCGGGUGAAAGACAAGGUGAAAUGUAUGCAAGUGUUUCCGGAUCACUUAUGGUCAAGUUUGAAUUUGAUUCAUCGAUCAGCCCACAUACUAGCUCUCAAGAUGAAUCUUCUAUGUCACUCGGCCAGUCGGAGCCGUUGUUUUCCCCCGUAAAAGAAGCUCCUCUGUUUCCUACAAAUUACAGUGUUGAUUCCUUGGAUUGCGAGGAUCAGGAUCACCUCAUCGUCACUUGUCAAGCGAAUAAACACAACUAUACGAUAGCUUUCCAUGGGUCAACAGUUAUGGAGGAUUCCAAGUCUGAAUUAACUGAAGGAGCAGACUUGGAAAAUGAUACAAAAAAACCGUUUAAAAUGGCUGCAUCCGAUGCACCGACCACUACUUGGAGUAAAUUGAGAAAAAUUCCUCCAAGGCAUAGGACUCGUAGUAAAACUGUUAGUUUACCUGACCUAGCUCCCCCUAACAAGCUUUCUACUUCGUUUGCCUUAGGUCAAAAAAUGAAACUCUACGAUAUACAAAAUAGCAGUUCGGCAACAUCAGAGAGUUUUAGCGGUAGCGGUGACAAUAGUGGAAAUACUCAUAAACAAGGGAAUUUCAGCUUGCUCCGAAUGUUCAUAGCACAAAGAAACAACAUGGAACAAGCGAACGACAAUGCUCACAGAACAACACGAAACAACAAACACGUGAGAAAUUCAAACGAACUCGGCUCGAUGACAGACACGGCUUGGCUAGAAGAAGACCUAUCGGCUUGUUACGAAGACAGUCUAGUCAGAGAUAACAGCGCCGACGAGCCAGAAAGUUCUAGCGUAGAAAGGCUCUCUUCAAAAUCUAUUUCCAUCUGCAGUUGCAGCUUGUCAACUUCUCUCAAUAAAUUCAAUGUUAAUAAUAAUAAUAGUUUCGAGAGAGAACCGAAAAGACAUAAUGUGAAAGUAGGAACAAGUGGAUCAGAAUUGAGUGACCCGACGAGUAGUUCGGAGCAAACAGGGACUGUUAAAGUGGUGGCGACUGAGAGGAAGUGUCCUAUUCAUUGCGUUGAUAGAAGCAUGCAAACAUCGACCCUUCAGACAAUUCACAAUCUGAAUCACAAGGAACAAGAUAAAAAGUCAGAGGAUAAAAAACCUGUGUAUAUACUCUAUCCGAACUACACGCUACCAGAUUUAGGCUUCCUUAGAAAGAACAGUUUGGACCUGGACAGAGUUCUUUUAACUCCGCUUAAAUACUCGGGCGGCAACACGCCCCAAACCCCACCUGCUUCUCAUGCCCCUUAUAGGACAGUUACGAGACAGGAUGUAGAAAUGCUACGGAAAAAAGGCUUGUCGCAUGUCAUGGAUUUGACCAGCUUAACGCCCCUCUUGCCAAGCGAAUACUGGUCUGUACUCACAGAACUGCCUCAGAUCAAACAGCAUUCGGGCCAUAGAUUUGAAAACACCAGGCCAAUUUUCUGCAUGACGCCUACGCAGAAUAAAGAAUAUCCACCGUUCCCAGAUGGUAAAACAAAUGUCAACUCGUCAGGUUGCAGUACUGGUACUGCUCCGUCUUCAGGUUACAGAGGAUCAUCGACAUUGCUAAAUGAAUCAGGUGGAAAUGGGAAUCCUCUUUAUGUAUACAAUUACGGGAGUGAAGAGAAACUUAAAGGAAAAAAGAAAACUAGUGACAUUCUUGAAAAUAAAAGGUACAGCAUGUUUGAAUUUGAUGGUGUUGAAGAGGAAUACAAUGAGAUCGAUGAGAAAGGAAAGAAGCGCAAAUCUUUCCCUGAUAACCAUACAGGUCUAAAGGAUAACCCGGAAAAAGACAUCUGGGAAGAUUGGUGGAAAGAUUCAAAACAUAGGCCGCAUUCCCCACCUUCAGCGCAUGCACAGCGGUUGGAUCAGCUUAUAGAAAUAAGUGGACACGAACAAUGGCAGCCACAUGACAUCCACACUCUACGGGACCAAGUAAGCAAAUUUUUAUGUGAAGUCGGGAGAAAAUGUGUCAGUUUUGCUGAUAAAAACGAGCAGCAGUGUACUCCUCCCAAUUCUCCCACAUAUCAAAAAUAUCAGGGAAAGCAGCCAGGUCUUGGCGAUCUUCAUCUCCAUUCAGAUAGCACUUGCAGAAGUGGUACAACUGAAAACAAAAAAGCUUUAAUUGAUGGUGUGGUUGAAGCGGUCGAUAAAAUUAUAAAUUACGGCGAAGAAAAUAACUCCCAGCUAGUGUUAGAUACACUGUGCCCCACGCUGUACGCUCUUUUGAGUGAUGGGCUUAAAUACCAGCUUGAAACACCGUUCGGACCAAUCGGGAAUUCAGUUUGGCAAGUAGUCGAAGCAUCGGCGCAGCAAGGACCGAUGACAAGAGCUCUUCACGAAUUGGUUAUGAAGCUUAACAGUGAAGAUAUACUUUCAGAGGGUCUGGUCAAAUUCAACGCCUUCAUAUUUGGACUUCUCAAUGUUAGAGGCAUGGAUGCAUGGAUUUCAUACAUUAGAACGAGGGAGAGCAUUUUAAGCAAGCAUUAUGUAGAAGACAGUAUUUUAUUGGCCGCAUCAAAAGGCCAUGCCAUCUCAAGGGGUCUUUCAGAUCAACUCAUCGCCACUUUAAAACCUCUCGCACAGUAUAACUUUUCACUCGAUUUGCUAUAUGAAACCAGACAGUUGCAUGAAAGUCUAUUGCAACUUGCGCGGGUACCCAUAUCUCCGAGUCAGAAUAUUGAGCUUACAACUGAUUCGAUACUUUUGAAAAGAAUCGUUCAGUCGAUUCGGAGCGGUUUGGGGAAUUUCAGCAGCGGCGAACAAUCACAGACAUCAGAAUCAAAAUCGUCUCGACCGAGGUCCUGCGUUGACACAGUGGGCGGGGGUGAUUGCGCUAACACAGCGAGAAAACGGUGGAGUGGAGUGCAAGUGGGUUCACGGCUUGCGAAUGCUUUUGAGAAGCUUCAGACUGAUGAAGAUUUCCCCGAUAGUCUGGAAACCGGGGGAAAAUCUAGUAGUGAGGAAACUAGUGAGAAAGAAAUUGUAAAAGACGACGAUAAAGUCAGGGGUGGUAAAUUUAGAAGUUUGCAAAGAAAGUGGGAAUUGCUUUCUGGAAAAGAUACUACAUCUUCCGAUCUCAGCCCAAUGAAGACAAAUACAUCUAGGUCUCGAAUACCCAGGCCUGUGACAUCCCCGGUCAGGCCUCAGUCUUCAAAAUUGCCUACUCUAGUCAGCAAUCAGCAAAGGCGAAUACCCACUCCAUUGACGUGUGCUAGGCCUAGGGUAGACAGCGGACGAGCAGCCAAUAAAAUACAGAGGCCGAGCAGAGUGGAUUCUACCCAGGAAAAGGUGAUCACAUCCCGGCCUAGCAGCCUGCCCUACAGACCUCCAGGAAAUAGUACAAAGGUACAAAGAAGAGCCGCUUCUUCUUCUACAGUAAGGAAGUCAGAUCGACCAGCGGGGACUAGGCAUGUGGUUACCUUAACUCACAGACUACCGUCAGACAGUGGGCACCUGGCUUUUAAUGAAGGGGAGCGAUUAAGACUGGUUCUCGAAGUAGAUGAUGUUUGGCUGCUGUGCUGUAGGGGUGACCAAAAAGGCCUAGUCCCACGGUCUGCCGUUAUAUAGCAUCCAUUCUAUUUGUAAGUUUGAUUUUCCGUCUUUUGAUCAAGCAAGAUAAACAAACAAGGGUAAUUAUCAUGUAAUUUAUAAAUUUAGUAAACGGGGGUAAACAAACAUCCCCUGGAUAUUUGAGAACCUGUU